Molecule: messenger RNA, 5773 nt
Organism: Bipolaris sorokiniana ND90Pr
Lineage: Eukaryota; Fungi; Ascomycota; Dothideomycetes; Pleosporales; Pleosporaceae
Gene: PKS11
Product: polyketide synthase PKS11
Exons: 4
Coding region: 86-5461 (1791 amino acids)
Biological process (GO): fatty acid biosynthetic process
Molecular function (GO): phosphopantetheine binding; fatty acid synthase activity; 3-oxoacyl-[acyl-carrier-protein] synthase activity
Source: RefSeq, a predicted model, not a curated record
UCAUUUCCUAAUCUUUUGUGCUUUCAUGGCUUUGGAAUAGACUAUUGUUAGCUUCUAGAGACUCUUUUUAGGAGUCUGCGUCAUCAUGGAGGUUGUAUAUUUCAGUAACGAGUUCCCUAAAGAUGAUCUCUCGGAGAUCUUCAGACACUUGCACAACCAAAGCAAGACCACCGAGCACGAAAUUCUAGCCCGCUUCCUCAGAGACGCAACAAGAGCAGUCAAGAAUGAGAUUGAAAGGCUACCGUCGAUUUUGAAAAACGAGAUCCCUACAUUCGAAACCCUCAUCUCUUGGGUAGAGAAGAAGGAGCUCCGCGAGGGUGAACUAUGUGGCGCGGUCGAUGGAGUUCUGCUGAUACUCGUUCAACUCGCGGUUUACAUAUUUAAUGCUGAAAAUAGCAAUGAGUCAACAUUCUCGCACGAUGAAAAGCACCUCACGGGCUUGGGCGUCGGUUUGCUUUCCGCUACUGCGGUUGCUCUAGCUCGAGACAUUUCUGAAGUAGCUUUCUACGGUGUACAAGCGAUCACAAUUGCCUUCCGCAUGGGGGUACAUGUACAGGGUGUCUCACAUUAUCUAGAAGCUCGAGACCCAACUGAACCCCCAAAGACAUGGGCUUAUGUAGUCCACAACGUUGAUCCCCAGGAGACGAAGAAAGAGCUUGAAGCAUACCAUGAAGCAGUGCCCAGUUCGGAUACCAGUCGUAUUUUCAUCAGCGCCAUCAGCCGAACAUCUGUCACAAUCAGUGGCCCGCCUUCAAAACUUGAAAAUCUCUUCAAGAAGGCCACAGCAUUCAGAGACGCUAAGUCCAUUGCACUGCCCGUUUACGGAGGCCUUUGUCAUGCUCCCCACAUCUACGACUCUCACGACAUAGAGGCUAUUGUUCAAGACGUUGUUGCUUCAUCGGAUCGACUUGUUUCGCAAAACGAACCAAGAUUCCCACUUUUCUCGACAAGCUCCGGUACUCCCUACACAUCAUCCAGCCCCGCAGAACUGAUCAAGAGCGUUGUAGGAGAGCUCUUGACAAGACCUAUUGAGUGGGACAAAGUCAUUGCACAGGAGGUUGACUAUGCCAAGCAGAACAACCGAACUCAAAUCAGGCUCUCUUGCUUUGGGAACUCCAUUCCAUUGAAUGAUCUGCGUUCUGAGUUGCAAAAGGCUUCCAAGGAUACUUCUAUUUCCUUGAAUAACUACAUGUCGGCGCUUCUCAAGGGUGCCACUGAGAGUACAACCCCUCGAGGUCCAGCGCAAUCCAAACUCGCCAUCGUGGGAAUGUCUUGCAGGCUUCCAGGCGGAUCAACGGACACCGAGAAAUUUUGGGAAGUGCUCGAAGCAGGGCUCGAUGUCUCUCGCCAGAUACCUGCAGACCGAUUCGACAUCAACACGCACUAUGACCCUGAAGGCAAGGAUCUCAACAAGACUAUGACGCAAUACGGAUGCUUCAUCGACGAGCCUGGCAUGUUCGACCCGAGUUUCUUCAACAUGUCGCCGCGAGAGGCAAUGGUUGUUGAUCCCCAGAUGCGACUCUCGCUUGUCACUGCGUACGAAGCAUUAGAACGGGCAGGCUACGUCGCCAACAGGACUCAGUCAACCAAGCUCCAGCGCAUCGGAACAUAUUAUGGCCAAGCAGCUGACGAUUAUCGCGAGGUAAACCAAGGACAGGAAGUCGGAACCUAUUACAUUCCGGGAGGAUGCCGUGCUUUUGGACCUGGUCGCAUCAACUACUUCUUCAAGUUCGCCGGUCCCAGUUACAGCAUUGAUACCGCCUGCUCCUCGGGUCUCGCGGCUAUCGAAGUCGCUUGUCAAGCUCUUUGGAGUGGUGAGGUUGACACUGCUGUAGCAGGUGGAGUCAACAUCCUUACAAACCCUGAUGGUUUCACUGGUCUCUGCAAGGGCCAUUUCCUAACUAAGGGCCAGAAUGCCUGCAAGACUUGGGACGCCAGUGCCGAUGGCUACUGCCGCGCCGAUGGCGUGGGAUCGGUUGUCAUCAAGAGACUCGAAGAUGCACAGGCUGAUAAGGAUAACAUUCUUGGUGUCAUCCUUGCUGCAGGCACCAACCACUCAGCAGAGGCUGUCUCCAUCACCCAUCCGCAUGCAGGACAUCAAUCAUAUUUGUCACGCCAGAUCAUCAGGCAGGCAGGUAUUGAUCCACUGGAUGUUUCAUAUGUGGAGCUUCAUGGUACCGGCACUCAAGCUGGUGAUUUCGAAGAGAUGAAGGGUGUCCUAGACGUGUAUGCUCCAAACACCUUCCCCAACCGCAGGUCCGAUCAGAAGCUACACAUUGGAAGCGCCAAGUCGAAUGUCGGCCACGGGGAAUCAGUGGCUGGAACAACAGCACUUAUCAAGGUGUUAUUGAUGCUGCAGAAGAAUGCCAUUCCUCCACACAUUGGUAUCAAAACCGAGGUCAACCCACGCCUGCCAAAGGAUCUAGAUCAGCGAAACGUCGCAAUCCCGUUCUCAAUGACCGAAUGGAAGAGCGAUGGCAAGAAGAAGCGUAUUGCGGCUGUAAACAACUUCGGAGCUGCCGGCGGCAACACUAUGAUGCUUUUAGAGGAAGCGCCCCCAGUCGCGGUGGCACGUGAGAAGGAAACCAGGCCAACACAUGUCAUCGCCGUGUCCGCGAAGACCAAGACCUCCUUGCGCAACAACAUCAACCGCCUCCUUGUAUAUCUCGACAGAAAUCCAGAUGUUUCCAUUUCGGAUCUCGCCUACACCACGACUGCACGCAAGUACCACCACUCGUACAGGGUUGCAGUUAGUGCUACCGAUCUUGCCUCGGUGAAGAAGCAACUGUCAACACAGAUCAAUAAGGUCGAUUCCUUAAAGCCCUUGAACAAGACCAACCCGCCGUCAGUGGCAUUUGUUUUCACUGGCCAGGGCGCCUCGUAUCAAUCCAUGGAUCUCGAACUGUACCACGAAGCACCAGUCUUCCGAGAGCACAUUCAAUAUCUCGAUAGACUUGCUCAAGCCCAAGGCUUCCCUUCCUUCAUCCCAGCCUUGGAUGGCUCCCACCCACGCGACCACGAGCACCCUCCUGUCAUCACCCAACUGGCGCUGGUUUGUCUCGAGAUUGCGCUAGCUCACUACUGGGCUUCUUUGGGCGUUAAGCCUGAUGUUGUCAUGGGACACUCCCUCGGCGAGUAUGCAGCUAUGCAUGUUGCUGGAGUCAUCAGUGCGAACGAUGCCAUCUACAUGGUUGGCUCUCGGGCAUUGAUGCUCCAGAAGUCAUGCACGCCGGGCAGCCACUGCAUGAUGGCUGUACGCGCGUCUCUCGAGUCUAUCAUCAGCGCAUCGAAUGGCAAGCCACACACUGUAGCCUGUAUCAAUGGUCCCACCGACACGGUUCUAAGCGGUACUAAGGCACAGAUGGACGACAUUGCUAUAGAUCUCGAAGCAGCCGGAUUCCGUUGCAUCAAGCUCAAUGUGGCGUUUGCAUUCCACUCCGAACAGGUCGACCCGAUCCUCGAUGAGUUCGAGGCGAUUAGCAAGAGUGGUGUCAUUUUCCACGAGCCCAAGCUUCCUGUUGUCUCACCUCUUCUCGGCAAGGUCGUCUUUGACGGGCGGUCGCUUAACGCUAGCUAUGUGCGAAACGCUACACGAGCAACGGUUGACUUCCUGUCUGCUGCGAAGAACGCUUGCGAUGUGUCAAUCAUCAAUGAAGAGACUGUUUUCAUGGAGAUGGGUCCUCAUCCUGUCUGUGUCGGAUUCAUCAAGUCCAUUUUCCCAUCGACAAAGACCGCUGUCCCGUCCAUUCGUCGUGGAGAUAACAACUGGAAGACCAUCUCCGAGAGCGCAGCAGCUAUUCAUCUUGAUGGCGUUGAUGUGGACUGGAAUGAGCUCCACCGUCCUUUUGCGGAUGCAGUGCGUCUUCUCGAUCUUCCGACAUAUGCUUGGGAUGAGAAGAACUACUGGAUCCAGUACAAUGGCGAUUGGUGCUUGACCAAGGGCAAUACCUUCUACGACAAGAAGGUCGAGGCGGCAGAGCCUGCAGUUGGCAAUACCAAGAAAUACGAGUCCUUGAGCUCUUUGGUACAGAACAUCAUUUCAGUCGAUGUAAAUGGAGACCAGGGCACUGUGGUCAUGCAGUCGGACUUGAUGCAGAAGGACUUUUUGGCUGCUGCACAUGGACACUCUAUGAACAACUGUGGUGUUGUUACAUCAUCUAUUCAUGCCGACAUCGCAUACACUUUGGGAGAGUACCUCUACCGCAAGUUCUACCCAAAGACAAAGCAAGUGGAUAUGAAUAUGAGCAACUUGCACGUAACCAGUGCCCUGAUCGCCAAGAAGCACUCCAUGGACACUCCUCAGUCCAUCCAGGUUACUGCCAGCACCAUCGACAUCAAGAGUGGUGUUCUCGACCUGACAUGGCAAAACGUCGAAGAAGACGGAAGCCUUUCGGAGCCAUUCGCAACCGCCAAUCUCGAGUAUGGCAAAGCAGACGACUGGCUAUCGAGCUGGAGUCCCAUGGCGCAUCUAGUCCAACACCGUAUCGAGUCCUUGGAGCAGCUCGCUGCCGAGGGCAAGGCCAACCGCUUCUCACGCAACAUGGCCUAUACCCUUUUCGCAAAGAACCUCGUCGACUAUGCCGACAAGUACCGUGGCAUGCAGUCUGUUGUCAUGAAUGAUCUCGAAGCCUUCGCCGAAGUGAAGCUCAGCGAUAAAGUCGACAACGGAACCUACACCGUACCCCCCUACUUCAUCGACAGCGUCGCCCAUCUCGCCGGCUUCAUCAUGAACUGCUCCGACACCAUCGACACCACAAACAACUACUGCGUCACCUCGGGCUGGAAAACCAUGCGCUUCGCCGAGCCCCUUACCCCCGGCGCUCGAUACCGCUCCUACGUCAAAAUGAUCCCAACCAAGGAUGACCCCUCCGUCUACCUCGGUGACGUCUUCAUCCUCAGCGCAGCAGACAACUCCAUCGUCGGCAUGGUCGGCGGCAUCCACUUCCGCCGCUUCCCACGCGUCCUCCUCAACCGCUUCUUCACCGCGCCCCAGCCCACCAAGGGUGCCGCUCAACCCGCCAAAUCCGCUGCAGCACCCGCACCCAGCAAGCCUGCCGCACCACCCAAAGUGCAAGCAGUCCAAACAGUACCGGUCGUACCCAUCGCUCUUAAAGAAGACGACACCCAGUCCUCCGCCAGCGACAAUUCCGACCGCGACACCCCCUCCGAAGCCUCCGUCAACACAUCCGCCACCAGCGUCGACGUGCCUGUUUCUGCGCCCCGCGCUGCUAACAGCACCGUUGACAAAGCCAUCGAUCUCAUUGCCAAGGAAACGGGUAUCGACGCUGCCGAGCUGACAGACGAUGCAGAGUUCGCCAACUUGGGUAUUGAUAGUCUCAUGUCGCUGGUGUUGUCCGAGAAGUUCCAGAAUGAGCUGAGUGUCAAGGUGAAUGGGAGUUUGUUUUUGGAUUAUCCGACGAUUGGGGAUUUGAGGGAGUGGUUGGAGAAGUAUUAUGGGUGAGAGAUAUAUGGAUAAGGUUAUUCUCAAAUUGUUUCUUUUUUUCUUUCUCUUCUUUUUGUGUGUUAGAUGGUUGGGUAGUUUUUGUUUGAAUUUUUUUGUUUGUUUUCCUUUGUUUUGAAGUUGGGGUGUUUCCUUGAUAGAUUGUGUGUUUUGUAAACUGUUAAUCGAUCGGAUAAUUUGAAGAUUUUUUUUCUAGACUUGAUUUGUUCAUCGGAUACUCUAAUAAACAAUGAGAUUGCAUGACAUCAAAUUACUUGUUAAGUAGAUAUUGACAUCAGAGUUCCGAAUAAGAUCACACUGCUAUCCUGAUAG